Mya arenaria is the source of this 5303-nucleotide messenger RNA. Its product is annotated as Na(+)/H(+) exchange regulatory cofactor NHE-RF1-like. Gene Ontology annotation, molecular function: protein-membrane adaptor activity; protein binding. Gene Ontology annotation, cellular component: apical plasma membrane. Lineage: Eukaryota; Metazoa; Mollusca; Bivalvia; Myida; Myidae. Bases 399 to 1961 code for a protein of 520 amino acids. The record is from RefSeq and is a predicted model, not a curated record. Gene Ontology annotation, biological process: protein localization to plasma membrane. The transcript is spliced from 5 exons.
ACCACUGCGUUGUACAGUCGUGGAAACUUCUUGCGGCCAGUUCUCAUUCAGACCAGGAUUUACCUUGUGAAAGCUUCUUGUCAGUUCAUUGUGAGAACUCAUGAUAGAUGUUGACAUAGGAUUACUUUAGGAAUUUGCAUUAUUGUAUCCUAAUUCCAGAUAGUCUUAAAAGAAAAAAAGAUAUUAAUUUAACAGUAGUGAUAAAACAAAUUACUGAAAAGAACUAUGUAAAUAAAGGUUAUAAAUUGGCCUCACAAUUGAAAACAAUACAUUGAUAAACUAUAGAUUUUCAUUGAAGAAAGUUUUUGGUGCUGAUUAAAAUCUUUUGGAACUUACUUGCAAUUCAAUAUAAAGUUUUUUUUCCUUAAGUAAGAAUUUAAAUCAAGAAAAAAAUCAGCAUGGAUUCUACACCAGAACAAGCCAGUGCACCUACAGAGGACAACAAUGUAGAGACUGAAGACACCACAUCAAACAUUGACAACACCAAGCAAGAUGUGGAAGACAACAAGCCAGGACUAGAUAAAGAAGACGAUGCCCCACUGUAUGCAACAGUUGAUAAAACCAGCAAAGAAGACCAAACAGGGUAUAUGGUUGAUGGAACAAAUGAAACUGCAAAACAAGAAGAAAUUACAGAGUCAGUAGGUGAUCAGGAAAAGGAGACCAAAGAAGUGGCUCAAGCAGAUUCUCCAGUGGCAGCGAGGGCAGACUCCCAUAGAGCUGGUGGGGAUCAGGCUUACACUGAUGAUGCAAACCCUUAUGAAGAGAUUGAGGUACAACCUGCAACACAGGAAGAGAGCACUGGUGUUACAGAAACACAGGAAACCAAAGAAAAUGUCUGCGAAGAAAGACCCCCUACCCCUCCUGCCAGUGAGACACCUAGUGAAGAGCCUCCCAGCUACAACGACGUCCAGGAUGAUGACCAGCAGGAGCCUGAGGAAACCCCUGAAUCUGAACCUGAGCCUGAACCAGUUCCUGUCCCUGUGGUGGCUGACACCCCUUCGCACGAUUACCAUCCCCGCCAAUGUCACAUACGCAAGUGGCCAGACUUCCAAGGGUACGGUUUCAACUUGCAUGCAGAGAAAGAAAAGAAGGGUCAAUACAUUGGGCUUGUCGAUGCAAACUCACCUGCUGAUGAUGCAGGGCUCCAAAAGGGUGACCGAAUCAUUGAGGUCAAUGGUGAGAAUAUUGAAGACACAACCCACCAACAGGUGAUUCAGAAAAUCAAAGCUGGUGGUGAGGAGACCAUUCUUCUGGUGGUCGACCAAGAUACUGAUGACUUCUACAAGAACAACGGAAUCAAAAUUACGGCUGACCUUCCAGAGGUCAUUAAGGGCGAGACCACCCCAAGGGACUCAUCUUCAGUUCCAGAGUCGAGUCCAUACAAUCCCCGUCUGUGCCACAUCAUCAAGUGGGCGGACUUUAACGGCUACGGCUUCAAUCUGCAUGCUGAGAAGGAGCGAGGCGGCCAGUAUAUCGGGAAAAUUGAUGCCGCAUCCCCUGCCGAGGAUGGGGGUCUGCGCGAGAACGACAGAAUCAUCGAAGUGAAUGGUGCGAACGUUGAGAAUGAAACCCACCAGCAAGUUAUCUCUCGGAUUAAACAAGGUGGCGACGAAACAAAGUUGUUAGUGGUGGACAGAGAUGCGGAUAAGUACUACAAAAGUAAAGGAGUUACGGUGACCUCAAGCAUGUCCGAAGUGAAGAGAAUGGCAACAGCUCGAAGGUCCCCAAAAACUAGUUCUGCAGUAACCAAUGGUGACAGCCGCCCAGCCCCCCAGCAAACAAGAGUGGAGCCAGCCAUCACAAACUCGCAGCCCACGCAGGCUAAUGGCACUGACUUCCUGUCUAUGAACGUCUCGGCCAAGGAGAUGAGAGAACGCAUCGCAUCCAAAAAGAAGAACGACCCAAAACAAAAAUCCAACAUGGACUUUAAAUCGAAAUUCGAGAUUUUCCAGAAAAUGUGAUCAUUUUAUAACUAGUAAAUAAUUGUGUAUUCAAAUUCAUUAUACAUAUAACACAUAGCAGUGACUGUAUUUAGAGAUAUAUAUAUUAUAUUGUUUGGUCAGACCUUUUUGUUCUACCCAAAUAAACUGUGAAGUAACUUUUUAUGGGAGUUGAUGUGGAAUAUUAACUUUUGAGACGAAAAUAUACCUAUAAAUUUUGUUUACCCUGAUUUGCCUAUUCAAAUAUACUUUAUCUGCAAAAUUGAUAAAGCUGCCAUAACUAUGAAUGCACAUUUUUGAAGCUUGAAUAUCUAACAUUUUAUAUACCCAGAUAUAUACGGAACAGAUUGCAAUGCAACUUGUGUAACAAUGAAUAAUUUGUUUACUCCCUUUUUAGGCAUUGUGUUAUAAUAAUGUAAUGGGAACGGUUACAUGUAUUUGACCAAAGCAAAAUGUGAUGUUUGUAUUUCGCUUAUACAUUUAAUAGUAUACCUUUCAUUCGCACCUGAAUUUGUGGGGUUAACAACUGUGGAUUCACUUGUUGUUAUCAGAUUGUGUGCUCAUGUACAGUGUUUGUCCAUCUUAUAGUGGUAAUAUUAUCAGUGUUAGUGUGUGUAUAGAUGCAAGAUUAGGAAAGAAAAAAAAUCAAAUGUAUUUGAUAAUUUCCCCAUAUCUAUUCCAAGUAAAUUGAGUUUGUAUUUAAAAAGGUGAAUAUUAUGAAGAGCCUUUCUAUUGCAACAUGGGAGAGUUUAGACAUGAAAAGCUUAUGAUUAAGUUGUGAAUAGUGCAUUGCAAACUAUCACAAGGGAAAUCAACAGUUAUCAAGUUGAUGAAUGGAUUUGUGUUUGAGUAGGAAUAAAUCGUACAUGUGUAUAAUGUAGCGCAAGCGUAUCUCAAUAAACAAUCACUUGAUUUUUAUACCAUUUUUGUGCUCACAGCAUUAUUGCUUUUUUUCUAGCGCAGUAAAAUGCUCACACACUUAGCUCUUUUCUUUGCCUUUGUAUUUAAAAAAAAUGUAUUGUCUUAUAGAUAGCAAAAUGCCUUGACACAUUUUUUUGUCAUAUGUGAAUGGAGCAAGUUUGUUUAUGAUGAAUAUUUAAGGAGAUUUUGUUGUUAAGAAAGGUUCUUGGCCUAACAGUAAUGGUCGUAUUUUGUUUAUGGUUGUUUCAGCACAUGUGCUCAUCUCAUCUGGGCCUAGCCACUUACAUUCCAGGUGUAAUUUACCAAAUCAUCGUACUUUGUUCCAAUUAUUGAUUGUCCCCCAUGAAUUUAUUUUCAUAAAAAAUAUUUCUCUCAUUUUUUGUGACAUUUAUGAAUGGAUAUUUGAUAUUUUAUGAAGUUGGAGAGAUUUCAAGUGUAUUUUAAAAAAGCUAUUGCAGUAUUAUUUUCUCCUUGCUUGGGAAAGAAAAAGAACUGCUUUUUUUGCCUAAGUUGUAAAUGUCACCAUUCAUUAAUGUCAGAGGUUUUUGUUUAAGGAAUCCAAUUUACUUAGUCUAGAGGAGUUGAUGUAUUGUAUAUUCUAUGCAUGAGAUAACUUUAUGUGAGAAUGACAAACUUUCAUAUCUUGGGCUCAGCACAACACAAACACACUCCUUCUACUUAGUAAGGAAUUAUAUUCGUCUUGCUCUGAGCCCUUGAAUUUUUAUAUCUUCUUUGAGUUUGUCAUCAUGCUUUGUCAUGUUGUUUUUUCAUGUUUGUAAAAUCAUUUAUAUCAUAAGCAGAGUGUGUACACUUUCUUUAUGUAUAAUUCUACUUCAUACAUGUUAUACUAAAACUCUUGUUCUGUUGAAGAAAUCUUUAUAAUAAAUGAUCUAUUUGAUGUUAAAGUUUAUUAUUUUUUUAGUAUGUUUUUGCUGAAAAUGAAAAGCAAUUAGCUGUAUAGAUUGUUUUUUGACAAAAUAUUUUAACUUGCUUAAUUGGUGCCAACAAAGAAUGACCAGUAGUGAGACUAUGUAUUAUUGAUUAUAUGACCGGUUGAAGAUAGCCAAACCCAUAUGUAUCUGACCCUGGUCACUGAGUCAACACAACUGUCUCUUUGCCUUGUAAAACAUAGCAACUUAUAUCUGUAUCGACCAGUGUAGGACAUGUAAAGUAGAUUCAGUGUAGGCCAUAAAUAUCUAAGUUCAAAUUUGUUUUAGUUUGUAUAUCCAUAAAUCUUGUAGAACAGCAGUGAAUGGUUGACAUUGAUUGAUUCCUUUGCCCAUCUGAGGGAAUAAAAUACCAUAAUCUUUGGUUAAUCCACAACUUGUCUGCAGCCAACAAAUGUGAAUCUUGCCUCUUAUCAUGUUUGGCCAGAGUUUUGUCUUGUAAUGUUUAAAGAUUCUGUUCUAUUUCUGGACUGUGAUUAUAGAUCAUUAAUGUUGCUGUUUCCAAAUUGUUCUCAAGUUGCUCAUUGUUUUAGAGUGCUACCAAAGAAACAAGACAAUUUUUUUAAUUGGAUUUUAUAAAGAGUUCUUGUGAAUAUUUGUUGAAAUGGUGCAAUAAUAUGUUUGGGUAAUUUCAUUUCCUCGAAACAUAAGAUAUUAUUGAAAUUACAAAAAUAAUAAUUGCUCUCAGAAAAAAGGUUUUAGAAAGAUCUCUCUAUUUUUAAAGUUCAUGUAUUUUUUAAGUGCUAGAUAAAGUAACUGUUUGCCUGAGACUCCGAGGACAAGAUAAUUGUGUUGCUUCCAACUAACCCACAUGUAUUAACCUUUAGUUCCUUGUGUAGAAUUAACAUGAAGUAAUUCAAUGAUGGCAUUUGUAUAUAUUUCAUAUUUCUUAUGUGAUUGAUCAUUAUGCCAUUAUAACACUGCAGAAUUUUUUCAAUGAAAUAUCUCAACUAUAGACACUGUUCAUAGAGCGGACUUAUGGUGACUGGAGCUUAUGCUAAAGUUAUGGAAAUAGACCAGAAAUGUCUAGUUCCAUAGCAGAAAUCUUAGCUUGUAGUAACAGAACAUUUCAAGGAGAACUACAAUUAUUAUAAAUUGUUAUCUUGUUAAAUUGUGUUUUCUUAAAAGGAUUUUUUCUGUGCGUUGUAAAUAGUGAUAGAUCAGCGGGAACAUUGUUCAUACAGCGACCACACAUAGAUAGAGGCUGUCAUUUCUUCCAAACACGCUUCUCCAUUGUAUAGCAAUUAGCAGUCAAUCAUGUCGAAAUUUAAGACUUAAUAUCCUUAAAUUUUAAGCAACUAAAGAUUACUCGAAGAUGAAUGUCAUGAAUUUGUUCACCAUUUGAUAUAAGCCUGUUUGGUUGAAGUGUCAGGAGUAGGGUUUUGUUUCUGCUGGCCAGUGCCUAUAGUCUGAUGUACGUAUUGGCAUAUACUUUAUUACAUAAUAUUCCAGGAACAAAACAUAUAUUUUGUUACAAUAAAGACUAUAAUACAAA